Molecule: messenger RNA, 612 nt
Organism: Acanthocheilonema viteae
Lineage: Eukaryota; Metazoa; Nematoda; Chromadorea; Rhabditida; Onchocercidae
Source: the annotation of a GenBank genome assembly
AUGGAAGAUUCGUCCGAUUGCCUUCAUCUCGAUAGAGAUAUACAAAGGAUCAUUGAAUUGAUCGAACAUGUACAAAAAACCGGUGAAUUGAAUAGUCCGAAGCUGACAUCGUUGCAAAAUAUUUUACAGUCUGAUUUCUUCUCAUCAGUUCGCGAAGUUUUUGAAAGUGUUUACGAUACCAUUAGUGCUGAUAGUUCGCGAGAGGUUAGGACAAGUGCAACUGCGAAAGCAACUGUAGCGGCAUUUGCUGCAGCUGAAGGACAUGCACAUCCGCGAAUUGUUGAACUACCAAAAACAGAUCAGGGUCUUGGAUUUAACGUUAUGGGUGGGAAGGAGCAAAAUUCCCCUAUUUAUAUAUCUCGCAUUAUACCGGGAGGUGUCGCUGACAGGAACGGAGAGUUGAAACGUGGCGAUCAGUUGAUUGCGGUAAAUGGAGUUAAUGUUGAAUGGGAAAGUCAUGAAAAAGCCGUGGACUUGUUGAAAUCGGCACGAGGUACCGUAAGAUUGGUUGUACGAUAUACGCCGCGAUUAUUAGACGAAAUGGAGCGACGCUUUGAGCGACAACGACGAAGAGCAAACCAAAACAGUCCUGCACCCAUAUUCAAGCGAUAA